Talaromyces atroroseus is the source of this 2148-nucleotide messenger RNA. RefSeq lists its product as hypothetical. The transcript is spliced from 2 exons. The record is from RefSeq and is a predicted model, not a curated record. Lineage: Eukaryota; Fungi; Ascomycota; Eurotiomycetes; Eurotiales; Trichocomaceae. Bases 1 to 2148 code for a protein of 715 amino acids.
AUGCCCCUCUCCCACCUCACAUUGACCGUCUCCCACCUUCCUACUUCAACCUCUUUCUUCCUAUCAUGUCUUCAGCCGCUGGGGUAUAAAUUCAUUGGUCGCCAUGACGAAUACAUUGGCUUUGGAUCCAAAGCCGACGAGCCAGCCGACUUUUGGCUUGCCCAGGAACAGCCGGGAACUCCAGCAGGCGCAGCACACAUCGCCUUCCCGGCACCUUCAACAGAAGCUGUGAACUCUUUCUUCAUCUCAGCCCUGAAAGCCGGCGGCAAAAUCCACGGCGAGCCCAAAGUCCGAGAUCCUGAAAGCGGAUACUUCAGUGCUGCUGUUGUCGACUUGGAUGGGAACAGUAUCGAGGCUGUCUAUCGUCCUCCUGGCCAGACUAACAAUGGCAACAACGGCUAUGAUAUAGUAUCUAUGCGUGGGGGACCUUCUGCUCUGCAGACGGGUUCAGUCAAAAAUGGCUCCGUCGUCUCGCGGGCUCGGUCUACCAAAACCGAGUCUGUGAUGCAGCAAGACAGGGCCGUGCAUGCGAUUGAGAAUAUACCGGCGUCAAGGGUCCAGAUGCUGUACGAUCAGCAGCAAUCACAACAAUCAAUGUAUCAAUCAUACACUACUCAAACGCAGAGUGACAAUACCGGAAAUAGCAAUGGCAGUAACCUGUCGGCCAAAACUAUUAUCGGCACACUUCUCGGAGCCACUGCUGGAGCAGCAAUUGCCUAUGCGAUGAUCAAGGGGGAUUCGUCGGCGUCGACUUCAGCUCCAACGACGCCGACGUCUCAACCAUCUGCGCCAAACCCCAUGCCUAUGCCUGCGCAAUCUCAAUACAUUCAGCAGCAACCACUCCCCCCUCCACAACAGCAGCAGCAGCCACAGAACGGGAUGUCAAUGUCCCUGCCAAUGCUCAUGCCCUUAUUGGGACCAGCCCCUGGCUCAGCGCCGGCAUCUUUCCAAGAGCAACAGCCAGUAUACCGUGCGCUCGAAGCACCCCCAGCUGCAGCUCGGAGCACUUUCACUGCCAACGAUGCAAUAUCGGCCUUCACGCGAUCGUCAUCGAGCUCUAAAAACAAAAGUCCACGAGCUGAUACCAUCUACGAGGACACAGAGUACUACCCGUCCAUCGAGGGAGGGCCGCAAGUCCUCAAUGGUAGCGUCUAUUCCCAAGAACCAACCACCAUGACCGGCAGUGGCAGUAACAGUGGUAAUGGCAUUCGUCGUACAGCCAACGGAAGCGUUUAUGCUACUCGAGAGCUCCCCAUCCGUGCAAUCGAAUACACAAGCGGGAUGAGCGUCACAUCGCAAUCACAGUCCCAAACAUCCCAAAAGUCACGCUCGAAAUCGUACCCUUGUGAUCCCAGCACAUUCAUCAGCAGUUACGCCGAGCCGCAACCGCAAGGACACAUCAUCGGAGACGCAGAGAGUGAGUUCUCAUCAAUAUCGACAAUCAAACCGGCGAAAUCAUUGGCGUCGUCGGCUCAACGCUCGUCAACGUCGUCAUCCAGAAGCGAGAAGAAAUACCACCACACCAGCAGUAAUCACUCGAGCACUUCAUCAUCCCAUCGCUCAAUCAAAUCGAGCAGCAAAUCACAUCAUUCUUCUCAUCACCACACGAGCAGCCACCACAGUCGCUACCCCGAUGACGAAGUAGAGGAACCCGCGGCAACAGUCGUAUACAGCGCUGCUCCAUCGUCGCGAAUGUCCGCGCACAAGAUCGCCUUACCAGACAGCAAACCAGGCUCAACCUACUCCGCCCAGCACUCAACGUUAUCGAAGCGAAGCAGUAGAUACUCCCCCCACGAAAUCCCACUGCCGGAAUCCGCUGCUCCGAGCACCGUAUUUCUUGACGCGGUCGAUGCAGAUGCAGACACCAUGAUCACCCCGGAUGACAGUAUAAGCCAGGUGGGCGUGAACACCAGCAACGAGAAUAGAUCGUCCUCUGGACGCUCGCAUCGCUCGAGGUCAGGCCCGUCAUCGACUGCCUCGUCCAAACGAGAGAAGGAGAGUAAAUUCGACAUGCCCAUCAAACCAAGCGAUAGCAUUAGUCAGGUCUCGAGUAAUAUCCAUGCGAAAUCGAGGGUCAGUGAGCGCAGUGACCGCACUGUCAAGGCGGGCUCCAAGGUUCAUUCGUUGAAGAGUGGUUCGAGGCAUUGA